AUGGAGUCGGAGUCGGAGUCGGAGACGAAAACGAAGCUUCUGAAUCGCGAGCUGGCAUCCGGUUCCGUCUCUAUUUCGGUUGACCGUUGUCAGACAGCAAUCCUAGUCCAAAAAGCACGCGAUCGUCUUCAGGAGCGCUCCAUAAAAACGCACCCGCCGGCCUGCAGCUUCCUGCUCGCCGCGUUCGUGGCGCUUGCGGUACGUUGCAUGGCGACCAUGGCUCGCAUCCUGCUCGCCGCGUUCGUGGCGCUGCUUGUCGUCGUUAGCCCGUGCCACGAAAGACCAGCGCCGGCGCCGCAACAGGCAGCGAAAGAGAAGGUGGUGGCGGUGGACGGCAUCACUGCCAUCUACAACUUCGGCGACUCCCUGUCGGACACCGGGAACCUGCUCCGCGAAGGCGCCACGGGCAUGCUGCAGCACACCACGGGUCUUCCCUACGGGUCCGCCAUCGGCGGCGCCACCGGCCGAUGCUCCGACGGGUACCUCAUGAUAGAUUACCUCGCGAAGGAUCUCGGCUUGCCUCUGCUGAACCCGUACCUCGACGAUGGCGCCGACUUCUCGCACGGCGUCAACUUCGCCGUGGCCGGUGCCACGGCGCUCGACGCGGCGGCGCUCGCCAGGAGAGGGGUCGCCGUCCCUCACACCAACAGCUCUCUAGGCGUCCAGCUGCAGCGGUUCAAGGACUUCAUGAGCGCCAACACACAGUCCCCGGAGGAGAUCCGCGAGAAGCUGGCUCAUUCCUUGGUCAUGGUUGGGGAGAUCGGCGGCAACGACUACAACUACGCCUUCUCGGCGAACAAGCCGGUGGCCGGCGGCGCGCGCAACAUCUACAACUUCGGGCGCAUGGCGACCGGCGUGGCCGAGGCGAUGGCGCUCGUCCCGGACGUAGUGCGUUCCGUCACGAGCGCGGCCAGAGAGCUCCUCGACAUGGGCGCGACGCGGGUGGUGAUCCCGGGCAACUUCCCGCUCGGGUGCGUGCCGAGCUACAUGGCGGCGGUGAACGAGACGGACCCGGCAGCGUACGACGCCAACGGCUGCCUGGCGGCGCUGAACCUGUUCGCCCAGAUGCACAACGUGCUGCUGCAGCAGGGCAUCCGAGAGCUGCGCCGGUCCUACCCGUCGGCGACCAUCUCGUACGCCGACUACUUCUACGCGUACGUGCGGAUGCUGAGGGACGCCGGCAAGACGGGGUUCGACGAGGGGGCGCGGACCACGGCGUGCUGCGGCGCUGGCGGCGGCGCCUACAACUUCGACAUGGACCGGAUGUGCGGCGCGCCAGGCGCGUCGGUGUGCGCGAGGCCCGACGAGCGCAUUAGCUGGGACGGCGUGCACCUGACGCAGCGCGCCAACAGCGUCAUGAGCGACUUGCUCUACCACAAGGGAUUCGCGUCCCCAGCGCCGGUGGAAUUCCCGUGAAAACCGAACUUCAGCUUACAUGGAUGAAAUUCAACGGUAAUCUAAAGAGACUUACUGCUCGUGGUUAGGCAGAGGUGAAACACUGGACACGGUUGGACCGUUGGAGAAUCAAGUAACAAUGUAGUAGUAUAACAAUUAAUCAAUAUAUAAAGAAAAGGUUCCGUACAAAAAAAGAUUAUCACAUUCGCUGUUGUUCAUAUACAGCUCCAGGAAAAUUUGUUGUUACAAGUAUCGUAUCUGGAAAAUCCCUAUUGAA
Messenger RNA from Sorghum bicolor (sorghum), 1672 nucleotides. Its product is annotated as acetylajmalan esterase. Bases 1 to 1416 code for a protein of 471 amino acids. The transcript is spliced from 2 exons. Gene Ontology annotation, molecular function: hydrolase activity, acting on ester bonds. Lineage: Eukaryota; Viridiplantae; Streptophyta; Magnoliopsida; Poales; Poaceae. The record is from RefSeq and is a predicted model, not a curated record.